AUGACCAAGGUUCUGGAGUAUGAACCCUUGAUCGACGAAACACUGGAUAAGUUCGUGGAGAAGCUGCUGAGAUUCGUCGAUUGCGAGAACACAGGGAAGACGUGUCCCGCAAACGAGUGGAUUGGAUUCUUCAGCAACCCGCACCGCGACAAGCUAAUGGCAUUAUUUGUAAAAUUCACAAGUCUCCCAAAUCCUAUGGACAGUCUCCUCGACAAGAACCCGAUCAAGCGCGUCGGCCCGAAGACCACACUAACCGGGAUUCUCUCUGCCAUCAUGCGCGCCAUUCUCUACUACCUGGCCAAGUCGCCCUCGGCUUCUUCAAGACUCGUCGGCGAAUUGCAAGAAGCCUCUCUCCCGGCUCCUACGCUCUGGAGGCUCAUCUGGGAUCUUACUACCUUUACGAUCAACCUCGAUAUCGAGAUGAUUUCUAACGUGUUGUGCCAGAGGGCGGGUUCACUCUGCUGGAGGUACGGACCUAUCUUCAGAGACGAUGUAGACACCUUUAAUCUCGGCCGCUGGCUGCAAGGUGAGAGCGAGAGUGCCGAGCAGUUUGAGUCCCGAUCCAGACGUAUGAAGGAUACCGUCGAUUUUGUUUUCGGGGGAGGUGGUCGUGUCUGCAUGGGGUUAUAUAUGGCUAUGUUGGAAAUCAAGAAGUUGAUUGCGACCUUGUACAAUCAGUUUGAUAUUUAA
Molecule: messenger RNA, 690 nt
Organism: Penicillium argentinense
Lineage: Eukaryota; Fungi; Ascomycota; Eurotiomycetes; Eurotiales; Aspergillaceae
Exons: 5
Coding region: 1-690 (229 amino acids)
Molecular function (GO): iron ion binding; monooxygenase activity; oxidoreductase activity, acting on paired donors, with incorporation or reduction of molecular oxygen
Source: RefSeq, a predicted model, not a curated record